AUGCGAUCAGUGCUCGAGAAAGUCACAGUCGUGCACGUUCACAGUGGCUCCCUCGUCGACCAGCAACUCAUUGUCGCACUCGAUCUAGUCUUGACACGUAUGGACCGAUUAGAGCAAACUGUCAAGAAUCGAAGCAGACCAGAGACCGUCGAAAAUCUAAACGAGUUCCACGAAACUCAAAAAUGGCUGGCACAAUUGAACAAGCAAACUGGCUGCUUUGAGUACUACGGCCGAACGUCGACAUUCGUGGUCGCUUUAGCCCUCCAGAAGAGGAUCAAGCAGCUCGAAGGCGGCACAGACUCUCCACCACCAGGAAAACGACUCUGCAUAGGUCCCCGAGCUCCUCCAGUGAUCGAUCAUGUUCAAGAUGCAUCAGGGUUAGGAUUGAACGACCUGACCGGCUUUUCCGACUAUGUCAUUCCCUCCAACACGACCGUGCGUCAACAAUAUCGCCUGCGAAGUCAAAUCACAGACCAACACGUCGAAAGCUUUUUCCGCACCAUCCACAAUUUCCUUCCGGUCCUCGACGUGAGCAGGUUCCGUGCGAAGUACGGAGAGCUCAGACGCCUCUUCGACGGCACUCAGGCGUUCACGCUGGGUCGUGGAGAUCAGGACGGAAACCAGUUCUUGUGCCUGCUCUACGCGGUAUUGGCGCUCGGCGCUCAGUAUGAAGACGACAAAGAAGAUAGCCCGUUGUGGGGUUCAUGGUACUUUGCAGAAGCUCAAAAACUGCUGGGCCGUCUUCUAGAUGCUGUCACUCUAGAGCUCGUCCAGGCGGCAAUGUUUAUGGCUUGUAUUCCCAUCCUACUAGCAGGAGCCCGAAUACUGACAGAACCGAAGGGGGCCUAUGCGCAGCACGCCAUUAAACCCAACUUGGCAUACAACCUCACAGGCAUCGCAACCCGGCUGGCAUUUUCAAUCGGGUUGAGCAUCGAGUCGAACUAUCGCUCGCCAGCCUUCGACGCCGAAGAGGCCCGAAGGACAUGGUGGAUAAUCUACAUCCAGGAGGUCGAGUUGAGCUUGGACUCGGGCAGACCGAUGUCAAUCCAUGCUUCAGAAUCAGUGGCAGAUUUCUCCAGCGACUCUUUGAAUCUGAUGGGAACACCCUCUGUGGCUCCGUUGUUCCCUGAGACGGUUGAAACACUGAGGCACGACCUUCGAACAUGGCACGCGUCGCUGCCGGUGCAUCUGCGGUUCUACGACAAGCGCUACGAGUCAGGCUCGAUAUCCAAGGAGGCACUCUUGACCUGGAAAGCACGGCAGCGCAGUAGCCUGCGAAUCCACUACAAUCUCGCCACAAUCAUUCUGCUUCGAAACUCGCUCAACCCGCAAACCGCAGACGAGACGCGCUCCGACGCGGAAACCGGGGACCAUCUCGAGCUAUUGUACCAGAUCUCAUGCGUCGACGCGGCGCGUGACAUGAUCCUGCACAUUCACCAGAUCUUCUGCAUUGCACCGAGUCUGAGCCGAUGGAUUUACUAUUGCUUCUACUGUCUACAGGCUGUGCUGGUGCUGAUGAUGAAGAUGGUCGACGACAACAGCCAUGCUCGCAAACGGCGAGGUUCGACCCUCUCGUGGAUGCACGGCAACGAGACGGAAGACAGUUCGAAUGUUCAACGGGAUUUGCGGUGUUACUGUGAGAUGAGCAUCGACAUAUUCGAGAAACUCAAGUUGAAGGCCGCGGAGCGAUGUGCACAAGUGGUGCGCAGCUUUCUCGGCAGAUGGGAGAGCAGCAGGGCGAGAUCGAAACAUCACCGACCGUUACAUCUGCCCGACCAGUCGAACAGAACAGGUCCGCAGCAGCGACCGGAAGAUCUAUUGCAGCAACUGGGAAACCCUCCGUCGAUGGCCGUGUCUGAAAUCCACAUGCCCUCGACGCGUGCAGCGACAUUAUACAACCAGCCUCGGUUUCCUACGCCUCCGUCCUGGUCAUCUCGUAACCAGGGGGCGACAGUGAGCAGCCAACAGCAGGAGCGCCGAGAAGUUUCCGACCGGGCAGCUAGCGAAGGUCGAGCAAUGUUGGUCGUUGCCAACGAAAGAGACUUUUGCACCGAUAGCACCCCUUCGACAAACUCGUUGGCCGACCUGUACGCCGAGCUCGCGUCAUUCAGCGCCCUCCAUGGUAGCCGUGUCGGCGAUUUCAACGAGAUGGAUUUUGCCUCGGAUGGCCCAGCGUCGUGGUCUGCAUUGGGCUUGAACAUGCCUGUCGAAUAUGUACUCAAGUCAGGAUUUGGGAACGAGGAGGAGAAUCCCUUCUUUGACUGA
Fonsecaea multimorphosa CBS 102226 is the source of this 2265-nucleotide messenger RNA. RefSeq lists its product as uncharacterized. The transcript is spliced from 7 exons. Gene Ontology annotation, cellular component: nucleus. The coding region runs from base 1 to 2265 and encodes 754 amino acids. Gene Ontology annotation, molecular function: DNA-binding transcription factor activity, RNA polymerase II-specific; zinc ion binding; RNA polymerase II cis-regulatory region sequence-specific DNA binding. The record is from RefSeq and is a predicted model, not a curated record. Gene Ontology annotation, biological process: DNA-templated transcription; positive regulation of transcription from RNA polymerase II promoter by galactose. NCBI's taxonomy places the organism in Eukaryota, Fungi, Ascomycota, Eurotiomycetes, Chaetothyriales, Herpotrichiellaceae.